AUGGCGGGUGGCUGGCGGGUCGUGGCCGGGGUGCGCAUCGACCCGGCCGAGCUGUGCUUCAGGGAUGCGCUGCCGGGAAACUGCUACCGCGCCGCGCUCAGGGUCCAGAACCAGCGGCUGGAGAGCUGUCGUCUCCAGCUGCUACCGCCGCGCCGGCCCCAGUUUAAAUUGAUUGUGGAAAAUCCGGAAAAACCUGUUGCACCUGGACUUCUAGUUACAGCUUAUGUGGAAUAUUAUCCUAAGAGUAAAGAAGAUCUUCAAGAUAAACUACUUCUUUUAAUAGAAGAUGAGAUAGUUGAUAUCCCCCUGCUUGGAUUGAUUCCGUGCUGUUGCCUGGAAAUUGAGUCAGAGAUUAAUUUUGGUACAGUGAUUGCAAACAGUAAAGUAAUUAGUAAAGAGAUUAGUAUUGCUAACCAUGGAUCAUCUUCAGGUACAUUUAAAGUAUCAUAUAGUGGGGCUGUCCUGCUUAACAUAGAACCUAUCAGAGGAGUGGUAGAGCCAAAAUCUAGGAAGACAGUUAAAGUGGAUAUCUGCACAGAUGUACCCAGAAUCAUCAAGGAAGUAAUACAAGUGGAGUUGGAAGGUCAUGGCUGCACUGAGGUAUGGAUCAAAGCUGUUGUGGUUAAACAAGUUCUUAAAGUUCUAGGAGUGUCUUGUGGAAAUAUAUUGAAAUGCAUUAACUUUGGACCAGUUUACUUUGGGUCUUCAAAGACUGAACAAAUAUCUUUAUACAAUGAAAGUCCUGAGUGUAUGGACUGGGUAGCAGUACUGGAAGACAAUGCCAUCGGAGGAGAGAUGGGAACAGAUCUUCAGAGGAGUACAGAUGCUACUUUACAAGACUUAAGCCUCAAGAAUAGAAAAAAAGAAGUAGAUGUUUCCACCUUGAUCUUGUGCAUUCCUAAUCAAGGCACCUUGCUACCUUAUGGGAAGUCUUUGGUUACAUUGUGCUUUACUCCAAAAAAAUUUCAAAGAGAGUUUGGAGUGCUUGACUCAUCACCAAAACAAGAUUAUGUACUGUUUCUGAGAUUUGAGGAUGUUGGAAAUAAAGAUGUCUGUGUGCAGGCCCUCAAUGAUGGUGAUACAGCAAUCAAAGUGAAUCAUCCUCAUGACAUGGACUUAGCUUUGACAGGUUCUGGGCUUCCUGUCAUGUUAACUUUUAAUCCAGGACCAGUUAUUAACUUUUCGGACUGUUUCAUGGGUGAACAAACACAAGUUCUGUGCACACUCAAAAAUGAGUCUGAGUCCCUUCCAGUAACAUUCAGCUUCCGCAAGACUGCUCACUUUAAUAUUUCUCCUGAAAAAGGAAAAAUUGCAAAAAAAUCUGCAAAGGAUGUGAUGUUUUCAUUUAAUCCACAUCAAAUAGGAACAUUUAAAGUGAAGCAAGUUGUUGAUAUAAUUGGUAUGGCCUUCGAGAAGAAUAAUUUUCAGGUUCUGAAGACAAAAUCCUUUCACCAAAUAUAUUUGAGCUUUAAUGGUGUGUGCAAAUCUAAACGAAAAAACAUUCUAUUCAAAAUUAAUCCUGGUAUAACACCAAUCAUUUCCAAUGCAACUGGACAGUUUGUAGCUCAUGACACAAGACAGUGCACUGAUACAGCAGCUGUGGCAAUACUUAAAUCAACCCAAACACAAAUUCAUACUCACCGGAUAAACAGGAAUUGUAAGGGUGAUGCACUUACAGCUUUUCCUAAUGAUCGGGCAGCCAGCAUUAGACCUAGUGAACGGAAUAAAAAGUACAGGACUAUUUUCACAAAGACUGAAAGAUAUAAUUAUAUAGAUCCAGAGUUUUCUUAUACUGACUAUGAACGACUGUUAAAAGAAGCACAUAAGGGAUACUAUGCAGACUUCAUUUCUAGUUUAAGACAGUGUCGUUUACUGAAAGAUACCACUAGGCAGUUUUAUAUUUAUAAUAAUUCUGUAAACAUAGGCCUUAAACCAGCUGAAGGGCUUAUGUCACCGAAGGUGUCAAUCACAGAUAUUCACAAGGAGAAGACAGAGUUCAAAAUGCUUCCUUUAGAUGAGAAUUGCCUAUUAACUAGUCAAAAAACAUCACCAACUGGUUUUAAAUCUUCAGUCAAAGAUACUUGGAGAGGGCUUAAUGCUAUGCCAUCUUCUACCCAAGAAAAGGAAGAUUGUAGUCUAACUUUGACAUCAAAGCAGCUUCAUCAAAUACUCAUAGGUCCUUCUACUAUGGAUUUUGGUGAUGUUUGUGUGCAUUCUACAACAUUCAGGAAACUGCACAUCAUCAAUAACUUGUUAGUUCAUAUAUGGGUACAAAUUGAUAUUGAAAUCGAUGAAUUACAGAAGUCAAGGCCAUUGUCUCAGGUGGUGCCUCCUCUUACAAAGACUCAUGUUCCAAUUGCAUUUGAGACAAAGACUCUUGGAAUGUUUAAAAAAUCUUUCACUUACACAAUAAACAACCAACAUCUUGGGCAUGUGCUGGUAAUUGCAAAAGCAGUGUCUGUUGAACUUGAGCUGUCUGCAAGAGAAGUGAUCUUAAAUCCUAAUCCUGGCUACCUAGCAGAGGCAGAAUUUAGAGCAACUGUCAGGGUGUACAAUCCCAGAAACCAUCCUGCUAAGUUUACUUGGAAACCUGUAAUGAAAAAUAUAAAAACUGCAUUUUCUGUACAGCCAGCCAAAGGCUUUGUGGAGGCCUAUAGAGAUCUGGAGUGUGAAGUUACUUGGCAUCCAGGGUACAGCUCUCCAGAAGCAGGAGAAUUCAAGUUGUGUGUGCAUAAAGGAAACACAAUUACAUUGAAAUGUUUUGCAAAGCUUGGUGCUACUAAAGUUCAGCUUGUGGAACAAAGGAUACCCUUCAGUCAUAGUCCAAUGGGCUUAUCUACUUGUAAGACAGCUACUCUUCGAAACAUAGGAUGCAAUCAUGCGUACUUCCAAGUUCUUGAUUCAAACCCACUGCCUGGAAUGACGAUUUCCCCUUCUGAAGGGGUGGUACCUGUGGGAGGCUAUGCUGAUCUCAAAAUCUGUUUUAAUGCCACUGCAAAAAUGAAUUUUGAUACAAAAGUGGAGGUAGCAGUGCGAAAUUCAGAAAAACUAAUGCUUAGGAUUGGUGGAUUUGUAGAGGUCCCCGAAAUAAACAUUGAUGUGCAGCAGUUUGACUUUGAUGGUGUUUAUGUUGGUGCUACAAAAUCAAUUCCCUUUUUGCUGCAGAACAAGGGACAUGCGUGUACCAGAGUGGAGUUUGACUUCCAUAAAUAUAAGGAUUUUGAAUUGAAUGCUAAUGAUGAAUCAGUGUUUGACAGCUGUUCUUCAACGCCUUAUACGUAUUCAGUUAACUUAAAGGGAAAGUCAGCUUUGCAAUGCUUGUUGUCCUUCAUGCCAAAAGAGGUGGCGGCAUAUGACUUCACUCUUCCAGUUAAAUCUCCUCUGACUGAGUUCCCGUUGGCGCAGACAACCCGUGGAUCUGUAACUUCUGUGAAAUCUAUGCAGCACCUCCUUGGUCCUUCACCACAGAUGGUGACUGUGGCUGUUCCACUCUGCAGAGUUAAAGCAGUUGGUAGUUUUAAAUGUGCAGUUUCUGAGAGACGUGAGGAAUUUGUGAGAGAACAAGACAUAGUUGCAUAUUCGUGGAAGCAUUCCAGCAGAUUAGCACUUAAUUCACCACUGGAGUUCUCCACAAGGGAACUUAAAUUUUCACAGCAUUCAAGUGGCUUAUAUUUCAAUAUUGCUGAGGAAAGUCUGAAUUCUCAGAAUCUUGACCUGAAGAAUAUCUCAAGGCAACAGUUAACAUGGAAAAUAAAUCGCGAUGAUGCAGUCAAAAAUACAGAAGAAGAUAUUUUUAAAUUUAGUUUGCAGACUGGAUUUCUUGAUCCUGGACAAAAAAUCAGUAUUACUGUAGUCUUCUGCCCUUCUUGUCCUGGGACAUACGUAUCUGAAAUGUCACUUUGUCUAGAUGAUAAUCCAUCACAUUACAAAAUAACAUUGUCUGGCACUGUGAAGUCACCAGAAAUAUACUUUGAUCCCCCCUUUUUAAUGCUGAUGCCAGUUCCUCUGAAUGUAAAAACCGAAACAGCCAUCAGUAUCAUUCCACAAGAUUAUAUAAGGCAAUCCCGAAUUCAAGUUGAACUUCCAGAGGUUGAACUCGAAGAUGGUGAAAGGAUUUACCCUUUUUCUGUACAGUUCUCAGGACAAGAUACUGUUCUUUCUUCAGAUGGCACAAAUAAGGAACUAAUUUGUCAUAUCAGCUUUAUAUCAUCUAGGCCAGUGUCAUUUUCGGGGAAUAUCUGCUUCAUUGAUGAAGAAGAAAACAGGUUCAAAAUUCAAGUUGCUGCAACAGCAGAUAAUUGCCUUCUUACUCUAUAUCCGUAUUUUGCAAUUAACUGCUCUAGCGAACAAAUUAUCUUGAGAAGCGAAUCUGAUUCUUCUGAGAGUGAUGAAACGAUGAUGAGUGAACAGAAUAGUGAAACUGGCAGUCAGAAAGAAGAAAGAGAAAAUAAAUUUUCAUUUUUUCCCAAUGAAGAUCAAGAGGAGUACAUCUUCUUUCAGAAAACCCUAACUGCUGUUAAGAAUUGGUUUACUCUCUUUGGUUGGUCUAAGGGACAAAAUCCUAUCUCAAUACCAUAUUCACUGAGACGUGAUGUGUGCAAAGUCCAGACAACAUCUUCACGAGAUAAGGUUUUUAAAAAAAACCGUGAGAAAGAUACUAAGACUGUUUAUGACAUGCUGUUCCAUUUGAGUGGACAAGUGUUACCAGACAUUACACCGAGCCAAGCAUUGGUUCUUGAUCCAACUGAACGUAUGUUACAGCUCCACUGCCAGCACUCUAUAUUGCUUGCUUUCCUUAAAUGCCAAGGAGCUUAUCUUCCUCAUGUUAUGCCAGAAUUUCUGCUUGAACCUGAUGAUUAUAAGAAAUGGAUUAAAGUACAGCAAACUGAACUUAAGGGUCAUAUGUCUGAGUUAAAAAUAGAUGAGAAAAUCUCAGAGAUCUACAGCAAGAAGCAUCUAUUAAUUCUGAAGGACAGUGUAUUUGAGACAAUGAGCAAACGAGCUUGGACAGAUGUGCUGCUGCAGAUAUACAAGGUGUUUGUUCUUCCACAUGUUUUUUCACGUAAUAUCACUGAUCAGCUCAGCUUGGAAAAUGUGCAGAACAUGCCAAGGAUAAAAUCAGAACCAUUAUCCAGUAAUAUAUAUUCUCCAUAUGAACGAACCAUCCUCACCUGGUUGAAUAAACAUUAUGAGAAGAAUCGAAAAACUGUGUGGAAAGACUGCCAAAAAGGUGAAGUACCACCAAUGAGAUGGAUAGUAAAUUUUGACCGAGAUCUUCUAGAUAGUCUGGUAUUAGCAGCACAGCUGGCAGCUUAUUGUCCAUAUUUGAUUGCUACUCACUUUGUAAGGAUGUAUACUAAGCCAAAAACUCCUGAACAGUUUCUGCACAACUCUUUGAUACUUGUGGAUGCUAUGCGGGCUAUCAGUCUGGCUAUAGACAUAAAGGCCAGUGACAUCUGUGAUCCAAACCCAGUCAUGAUGCUUAUUCUAUGUGUCUACCUAUAUGAAAGUCUCCCUCACUACUUACCCAAGAACACUAUAGAAUUUACAGGUGCUCUCCAUGCAACUGUUAUUAAACAGGUACGUCUGAAAAACCCAAGCCGUAAAACUUUGGUGUACAACGCUAUUCUUGUUGGAAGAGAUGCCAAUGAUUUCUCAUUACCUAAAGGGAACACUAUCACCAUUGCCCCUAAGAGACAAGCAGCUAUAAAUGUGGAGUUCACUAGUCGCUUUCUACACCCUGCUGAAGCAAUGUUGCUACUGGUCUCAAAGAAUGUGGGUGGAAUAGAUGGUGCCACACUGACAUUCUCUCUGAAAUCUGAAGUCAACCAUAUUGAGCCUGCGGAUAUAUUGAAAUGCAAAUCCCCAUGUUAUGAGCUGAAGAAAGUUACCUUAAAUGUUACCAACCCCUUCAGUACUGAUGGCAUAUUCAGGGUCACUUUGCUGGAAUCCACAAGUUACUUAAUGCAGCCAGAGGAAGUAUAUCAAGCGAAGCAAGCAAAGCAAGAGCAAACUUUCAGCUCUAAAAAUAAGAUAUUACAUUUUAAAAAUGAUGUACUGCCUGAAGAUCCAAAUGAAGAGAUCACUUUAAAUUUCUCUGACCAAUCCAGCCUUCUCCGUGAGUUCUUCAGUCCAGUGGAAAAACUGUUCUUGGAAGGGGGAAGUUCUGCAGGCUUAGACAUUCACUUCCUUCCCUUUAAUCUGGAAAAACGUUACUGUAGUGUCAUUCUGGCUAAUGAACUGAUUGGAGAAUUCAUAUAUCUGAUAGAGGGAACAGGUGAUAUACCUUUGCCUUCAGGAUUGUUUCCAAUGGAUAGUCCAAAUGUUUUGCAUGUUAGCAGUACAUUAGAAGGUCAAAGUUCCGUAGAGCCAGUUUUAUAUUUGAAAUGUCGUCUUGAUCAGAUUCUUGAAGAAAAUCUGAAGGUUCCAGUGAUCAAUGACUCAAGAGAAAGGGCUCUGGCUAUUGCUGCACAACAGCAGAUGUCAACUAUUGAAUAUGAAAGAAGAAAGAUCACGGGGACUCUGCAGAGCAGUAGUGUUAGAGUUGCAACUGCGUUGUUAGGGCUGUCCAGAGUAGAGAGACAUGCACUCCUGACACCUCGUAAAUUCCCGCCAGAGCUGAAGUAUAUGGAUUACAGUGUAGAAGUAAGUACGCAAGAAUUCUUUGAGGUUCCUAAGAAGCUCUCUAUUCCAAUAUUGGGAUCUGACAGAGUUAAUUUGAAAGUUCUAUCAGCAAAAGACCUUUCAUCUCAGAAAACAGAUAGGAGUGAUACAGUUGACCUUCCUAUAAAAUUCAGUCCUCAGUAUGCUGGUUGCUACCACUGUCAGAUUCUUCUGAAGUCCUCCAGUGAUGUUCGUGUUUAUGAGAUUGAAUGUGUAGUGAAUACAGACAAUGCUGAAGCAGAGCUUGAAUUUCUAACUCCAGCUUACCAAGAAGUGAUUCAGAAUAUUCCAAUUAGUAACUUGUCCAGUCAGGAAUGGAAACUUGAAGCAAUUUUGGAAGGACAAGGGUUUUAUGGCCCUCCUCUAAUAAAUGUGGGUCUGCAUGAAACAGCUUUGUAUCCUCUCAUGUUCAAGCCUAUUGCUGAGGGUGUUAUAACGGGAAGGCUUAUUUUGAGAAAUAACACAGCUGGCACUGAAACCAUCUUUAACCUUAAGGGAAUAGGGAAGAAACCUCUGUCACAGGGUUGUGUUGUGAUGGAUUGCCAAGUGAGAAACGUCAUCCAAAAAAUUUUAUGGAUACCCAAUUAUACCAAGCACAAGUUAAUAUACAAGGUAUUUUCAGAUCUUUCAAUAGUGAGUGGUGCAUCGGUUAUUACGGUACAACCGGGUGACAAAGUUGCUUAUAUUUUGAAUGUGUCUCCGUGGAAACGAGGAGUCUUUCAAGGUGUAAUUUCAUUUGUUGCUGAAGUUGAAGACCAACAGCAGUCUGGACAUAACAGCUCACCAGAGAAGACAGAUGGUGAACAGGCCCUUCAGAAAUUGUCAGCAGAGACACCACAAACUGUUGAUGCAGCAAACAUGGGAGGAAGAUCUUUACAUUGCGAAGUGUGGUUCUCCUUAAAGAUUAACAGCAUACCUGCACCACCAGAAAGAAUGAUACAUGUGCAAUGCAGAGUUUUGGAUACUGUUGGAAUUCAUAUUCCCAUCACUAAUCCCUCAGACAAAAUUCUCAAGCUGGAUGUGAUGCUGGAGAAUCAGUUUCUUUGUGGACAAAAAUCCUUCACUCUUAGUCCCAGACAAACAUUAUUGUAUGAACUGCAGUUUUCCCCAGCCUCUGUUGGCACUUCUGAUGAAAGUGUCAUAUUCCUGUCAGACAUGAUUGAAGAGUUCUGGUAUGCACUGAAGUUGACUGUAGAGAAACCGUUGCCAACUAAUAUACCUGAAAUAAAAUGUGAGCUUGGAAAAUGUUCUCUUGUAUACAUACCUCUCUUUAAUCCUACCCAAGAAACUCUGGAGCUAGAAUUUGUUAACAGCAAUCCUAGCAAUUUUUCAAUUGAGACUGAUCCAAAACACCCUGUGAUUGUUGCUCCUCGUUCCACCACUGAAGUACCUGUGCAAUUCUGUCCGUCUGCCCUUGGAAGAGGCAAUCACAAAGCAUCAAUAACCUUCAGUUGUUCACAGCUUACAGAGUGGAUAUUCAACCUUUCGGGGACUGGUCUUCCUCCUCAGCUGAUGGAACCAACCAGUAUAAGUGCAUGUAUUGGCCAGCGUUCUUCUGUCAUGAUAUCCUUCAAAAAUCCAACUCCUGAAAACGUGGUGGUAGAUGUCACGCUGACAGAUCAAAAGCAGUCCAGUUGUUAUGUCAGUUCAUCCUCCCUAUCCAAGUCCACCAGUAAGGAAUCUGUUUUCCGUCUUCUGUUUAAACAGCCACAAGGAAUCCGAUUAGCUCCAAAACAAAAACUGAACAUCCCAGUGUUAUUCAUGCCAGAUACAAUGAAAACUUAUGAGGCGGUAGUGGUAAUACAUGUAAUGAGGGAAAAUGGUGAAAACUGGCCUUAUGAGGAUUCUGCUAAAUUAAAUAAAGACUUGCAGAGUGUUACUGUAGCAGAGAAUGGGGGAAUUAAAGGAAUACUGUGGAUCUAUCCAGUUCAUGGAUUACCAGAAGCACCACAGCAGAAAUUAGUUCCAACUGUGGUACGCUGUCGAGCCAGGCAGAGAGUAGAAAGACGAGUAGAAGUGCUGCUGACUGGUGUAAUUCCUGCUGCAAAUGCUAUGCCUGCUGCAAGAAAUUCUGCUAUGGUUCAUACAAACAAGCCAGCCAACACCCAAGAAAAUGUUCAAGUCACUGAUGGUUUCUCUACAACAGAGGAAUUUCUGUAUGAAUUGCAAUAUCAAUCAAAUGAAAUUAAAUCUCAGCUUGAAUCUUUGGUUGGUAUGCAUCUUGUUGAAAGAGAAUGGGAUACAGAAUCCAGAAUUGCAACACUGGUGUUUAAUAUAGUGUUUGCACCUAACAAACCAAUGAGGAAUGAAGCAACUCUUGUAGUACAGUACACUGCAGGAGGUAUUUGGAAGUUUCCAGUGCUGUUCAUUGCUUUGGAGCCAGAAGUGGAUGAUAUCAUCAACAUUGAAGCAGUUGGCCUGAAUAAGGAAUCUGUAGUUGGCUUUAAGCUUACAAGCCAGACAAGGUACCCAGAGCCAUUCACCGCCCACUUCCUGUCAGGCAGUGAUCCUGAGUUCCGUGUACUGCCACAAGCAGGGGAACUUCUUCCUGCAGGCACUGCAGGAACCCAUAUAACAGUAGGAUUCAAGCCAAGGAUGUACAGCAAGAAGCAUAAAGCAACACUCGUGAUCCAGGCUCAAUCAAUGCAGUGGACAUAUGAGAUCAAUGGACUGCCUCCACAGAGCAUACCACCCACAAGUCCAGCAAAAGUCAUUUCUACUGGAGGUUACAUAAGAUCAGCCACAGUUCGACAACGCAAUUUUUUACAUGAAAAUCUGAAACUUACAACCACUGCAGUAUCCUCACCAAUUAAGGGGUCACCUUUGGUCCUGAGAAAAAAAUAA
Molecule: messenger RNA, 9507 nt
Organism: Melopsittacus undulatus (budgerigar)
Lineage: Eukaryota; Metazoa; Chordata; Aves; Psittaciformes; Psittaculidae
Gene: CFAP47
Product: cilia and flagella associated protein 47
Exons: 65
Coding region: 1-9507 (3168 amino acids)
Biological process (GO): cilium assembly; sperm axoneme assembly
Cellular component (GO): cilium
Molecular function (GO): protein binding
Source: RefSeq, a predicted model, not a curated record